AUGCCCAUCACUCGCUCUGCCAGUCGUGCAACUAUCGCCGGAAACCCUACUCCCGUUGAAGCACACCAAGCUCGUAGCCCCACGACACCGGCAAAGAGGAAAGCUAAAGAAACCCCUUUGACACCCGCGACGAAAGAGAAAAAACCUCGUGCGACCAAAAAGCCUUCCGAAGUGCCCUCCGUUACGCAAGCACAAAUCGACGAGUUUCGGCGCAAUCUCCCUGAGUCUGGUCCUGCACCUGGACUAGUUCCCGCACAACUCACUUUCACCUUUGAGGAAGCGAAGAAUCAUCUCAUUAAUGUGGACCCGCGGUUUCAAAUUCUCUUUGACAGACUCAGCUGUAAGCCGUUUGAACGGCUCGAGACUGUUCAUCCAUUUAGAGCUCUUGUAACCUCCAUCGUUGGCCAACAGAUAUCAUGGAUCGCUGCCCGUUCAGUAAACCACAAGUUUGUCAGAUUAUACAACCCAUCCCUUCCAGAGAAGGUGACAGAUUACCCAGAGAGGGCUGAUGUCACGUCCUUCUUCCCUACCCCUCAGCAGGUUGCUAAUACAGAUUUAGCCAUCCUUCGGACCGCAGGGCUAAGUGGCCGCAAAGCAGAAUAUGUCCGUGACCUUGCAUCACGAUUCGCAGACGGCCGACUAUCCACCGAGAAGCUCCUUCAGGCCAAUGAUGACGAACUCGCAGAAAUGUUGAUUGAAGUUAAAGGCAUUGGUCGUGUAAUAGAUAUGUUUUCGAUUUUCACGCUACGACGUCCGAAUAUACUCCCUGUCGGGGACCUUGGAGUCCAACGCGGAAUGCUUCGGUGGUUCCUCGGAUUGCACUCUCCGACUCAUAGUUUCAGUUUUUCACCUGACAAAAGCGAUCGUAAUGUCGAAAUUGAUCAAGUUGAAGAUGAGCUGUCAGACGAGGAAGUAGGCAGUCUACCCAAUCUCAUGUCUACCGCUACGAGUUCAACAAAGUCGUUGGAUGCAACACGGACUCCUCCAUUUGACCUCUCCUCAAUCCCUCCUGCCCCACUCGCUACGCCAAGAAAGGCAGAUAGUACUGGAAGUCAAGCUAACGUUGCCUCUCUUCCCCCACCGGUAACACCGUCUCUUGAACAGACUUUAAUGAAAGUAGAGAACUUACCGGGUUAUGUGCCGCCACCCCUACCGGCUGGACUGUCAACGUCUACUUUACAGGGUCGUUUAGACGGUAAGAAGAAAAUCAAGGGAGCUAUCUUAACACCAAACGAGAUGGAAGAGCUUACAGCCAACUGGAAACCUUACCGAAGUCUUGGCGUUUUCUACAUGUGGGCAUUUGCAAAAUAG
This is a messenger RNA of Lentinula edodes (shiitake mushroom), 1311 nucleotides long. Its product is annotated as DNA glycosylase. The record is from RefSeq and is a predicted model, not a curated record. Gene Ontology annotation, biological process: base-excision repair; base-excision repair, AP site formation; DNA alkylation repair. NCBI's taxonomy places the organism in Eukaryota, Fungi, Basidiomycota, Agaricomycetes, Agaricales, Omphalotaceae. Gene Ontology annotation, cellular component: nucleus; protein-DNA complex. The coding region runs from base 1 to 1311 and encodes 436 amino acids. The transcript is spliced from 8 exons. Gene Ontology annotation, molecular function: DNA-3-methyladenine glycosylase activity; alkylated DNA binding; DNA-7-methylguanine glycosylase activity.